ACAUGUGGAGGAGGUAAGAAGAGGAUUGUUGCCGAGGACGCAUUCAGCUGUCAGAGAUAACGCCGCUCAGGCUGCUCUUACCUGGAGUUUCACUGCCAUGGACUUAACCGAGGAUAGCGCUGUGGAAAUUAUCCUGUGCUGACCCACUUCUUCACGCGUUUCUUUCUCUCUCUGCGUGUCUUUUGACGCCUUCUUUCCAUUUCUGCCAGGUGCCGUAAACCCUGAGAGACCAUGUCGGACAAAAUGUCCAGUUUCCUCCAUAUUGGGGACAUUUGUUCCCUUUAUGCGGAGGGCUCCACCAGUGGAUUUAUCAGCACUUUAGGGCUUGUGGACGACCGGUGUGUGGUACAACCAGACACUGGUGACCUCAACAACCCACCCAAGAAAUUCAGAGAUUGCCUUUUCAAACUGUGUCCUAUGAACAGAUACUCCGCACAGAAACAGUUCUGGAAGGCGGCAAAACCAGGAGGCAACAGCACCACGGACACAGUCCUCCUCAAUAAACUUCAUCAUGCUGCUGAUCUUGAGAAGAAGCAGAAUGAGUCUGAAAACCGGAAGCUGCUGGGAACAGUCAUCCAGUAUGGAAAUGUCAUCCAGUUGCUGCACUUGAAAAGCAAUAAAUACCUGACAGUGAACAAGCGCCUACCUGCACUGUUGGAGAAGAAUGCCAUGAGAGUGACUCUGGACUCGGCAGGAAACGAGGGAUCCUGGUUCUACAUCCAGCCUUUCUACAAGCUCAGAUCCCUGGGAGACAGUGUGGUGAUUGGAGAUAAAGUAGUCCUUAACCCUGUGAAUGCAGGACAGCCUCUGCAUGCCAGCAGCCACCAGCUAGUCGACAACCCGGGGUGUAACGAGGUUAAUUCUGUGAAUUGCAAUACAAGUUGGAAAGUCGUUCUGUUCAUGAAAUGGAGUGACAACAAGGAAACUAUACUCAAAGGGGGUGAUGUAGUUCGGUUGUUCCACGCAGAGCAAGAGAAGUUUCUAACUUGUGACGACCACAGGAAGAAGCAAUAUGUCUUUCUCAGAACGACCGGCCGGCAGUCUGCAACGUCUGCCACCAGCAGCAAAGCACUGUGGGAAGUGGAGGUUGUCCACCACGAUCCAUGCAGGGGAGGUGCAGGCUACUGGAACAGCCUGUUCAGGUUUAAGCAUUUGGCUACAGGGUGUUAUUUAGCUGCUGAGAUGGGUGAGGUGAAUCAAGACUUUGAGGAGGAGAGUGCUGAACAGCGGUCCUCGCUGGAUGCAGAUAACGAAGCUUUGCGAGGCCGCCUGCGAGCUCCACAGGAGAAAAUCAUGUACACUCUGGUGCCUGUUCCUGAUGGUAUGGACAUCUCCUCCAUCUUUGAGCUGGACCCUACCACUCUAAGAGGCGGGGACUCCAUGGUGCCCAGGAGCUCCUAUGUGAGGCUAAGACACUUGUGCACAAACACAUGGGUCCACAGCACAAACAACCCUAUUGACAAAGAGGAGGAGAAGCCUGUUAUGUUAAAGAUUGGAACAUCAGGAGUAAAAGAAGACAAGGAAGCUUUUGCUAUUGUCCCAGUGCCACCUGCAGAAGUGCGUGAUUUAGACUUUGCUAAUGAUGCAAGUAAAGUGUUGGCAUCCAUUGCUGGCAAGCUGGAAAAGGGUACUAUUACACAAAAUGAGAGGAGGUUUGUGACUAAGCUCUUGGAAGAUCUGGUUUUCUUUGUGGUAGACAUUCCCAACAGUGGACAGGAUGUUUUGGAGAUCAUGGUUAACAAACCGAACAGAGAAAGACAGAAACUCAUGAGAGAGCAGAAUAUCCUCAAACAGAUCUUCAAACUUCUCCAAGCCCCUUUCACAGACAGCGGUGAUGGUCCAAUGCUACGACUGGAGGAGCUUGGAGACCAGCGCCACGCACCGUUUAGACAUAUUUGUAGGCUUUGCUACAGAGUGCUCCGCCAUUCUCAGCAAGAUUACAGGAAGAACCAAGAAUACAUCGCCAAACAAUUCCGCUUUAUGCAGAAGCAGAUAGGAUAUGACGUGCUGGCAGAAGACACAAUAACAGCUCUGCUCCACAACAACCGGAAACUGCUGGAGAAACACAUCACAGCUGCUGAGAUAGACACGUUUGUCACUCUAGUGAGGAAGAACCGGGAGCCGAGGUUUCUGGACUACCUGUCAGAUCUUUGGUCCAUGAACAAAUCCAUCCCUGUGACGCAAGAGCUCAUCUGCAACGCUGUGCUGGACUCAGCAACGCUGACAUUCUCAUUGAAACCAAAAUUGGUUUUGUCGAGGUUUGAGGUCGAGGUGUCGGCAAAUGGGGAGAAUCCAGUGGAGGCAGAAGAUGAAGAGGAAGUUUGGUUGUUCUGGAAAGACAACUGCAAGGAAAUCCGGAGUAAGAGCGUCCGGGAGUUGGCUCAAGAUGCAAAGGAGGGUCAAAAAGAAGACCAAGAGGUGGUCAGCUACUACAGGUGCCAGUUGAACCUCUUUGCCGGAUGUGUCGGACGUCAGUAUCUGGCCAUAAACAAGAUUUCCGGUCAGCUGGAUGUCGACUUGAUCCUCCGCUGUAUGUCGAUGAGGACUUGCCUUUUGACCUUGCGAGCUUCUUUCUGCCGUCUGAUGCUGCACAUGCAUGUGGAUCGUGACCCUCAGGAGCUCACACCUGUGAAAUAUGCUCGUCCUGUGGUCUGAGAUUCCUCUAAAAUCGCUAUUGAUGACUAUGACAACGAUGGAACCACUCGAGAUGAGAUUAAAGAGCGUUUCUGCCUCACCAUGGACUUUGUGGAGAACUACCAGGAGGUGGUGUCGCAGAAUAUUCCCUUCUCUGACAAGGAGAAAAACAAACUCACCUUUGAGGUUGUGAAUCUGGCAAGGAACCUCAUUUACUGGUUCUACAACUUUAGUGACCUGCUUCGGCUGACAAAGAUCUUACUGAACAUUUUAGACUGUGUGCAUGUCAACACCAUAUCCAUCAAUAAGAUAGAGAAGGAAGAAGAAACCAAAGCUGGCAGUAAUGUGAUGAAGUCCAUCCAUGGAGUUGGGGAGCUGAUGACCCAGGUGGUGCUGCGAGGAGGUGGCUUGCUGCCUGCCACACCAACUCAUGAGCCUGAGGGAGAUGUGGUUAAAACUCAGAUUGAACCGGAGAGAGAAGACAUUAUGGUCAUGGACACAAAGCUGAAAGUUAUCGAGAUUCUGCAGUUCAUUUUGAAUGUACGGCUGGACUACAGGACCUGCCUACUCUGCAUUUUCAAACGUGAGUUUGAUGAAAACAACCCACAGGGAGACAGUCCUUCCAGUCAGAAUGGAAGCAAUAAUAUUACAAGUCAGAUGCCAGGCAACUUUGACUUUGAGAACAUUGAGGAACAGGCAGAGGGGAUCUUUGGAGGAAGUGGGAGGAACACUCCACUGAACCUGGAUGACCAUGGCGGUCGCACCUUCCUGAGGGUCCUGCUGCACCUGACUAUGCAUGAUUAUCCACCACUCGUGUCUGGAGCACUUCACCCUUUCAGGCACUUCAGCCAGAGGCAGGAGGUCCUCAUGGCCUUCAAACAAGUCCAGCUGCUGGUUAGUCAGGAUGUUGAUAACUACAAGCAGAUCCAACAGAUUCUGGACCAGCUGCGUUCUAUUGUGGAGAAGUCUGAGCUUUGGGUUUACAAGAGCAAGGAGAAGAUUGGUGAUGGAGAUGGGCCUUCAGAGUCUGACAACAAAAAGAAGGGAGAUUCACUUGGUUCAGACAAAAAGAAGACUGAAAGUACCAGCAGUUACAACUACAGAGUGGUUAAAGAGAUCUUGCUGCGCCUCAGUAAACUGUGCGUUCAGGAGGGAAGUUCAGGAAAGAAGAGCAAGAAACAGCAACAGAGGCUGCUGAGGAACAUGGGAGCUCACAGUGUGGUGCUGGAACUACUACAGAUCCCCUAUGAGAAGGGUGAAGAUGUUCGAAUGCAGGAGAUCAUGAAGUUGGCUCAUGAGUUUCUGCAGAAUUUCUGUGCAGGGAACCAACAGAACCAAGCUCUUCUCCACAAGCAUAUCAACUUAUUUCUUAACCCAGGGAUCCUGGAGGCAGUCACCAUGCAGCACAUCUUCAUGAAUAACUUCCAGCUGUGCAGUGAGAUCAACGAACGUGUAGUUCAGCACUUUGUCCACUGUACCGAGACACACGGUCGUCAUGUCCAGUAUCUGAAGUUUCUGCAGACUAUUGUCAAGGCUGAGAACAAGUUCAUCAAGAAGUGUCAGGACAUUGUCAUGGCAGAGCUGGUAAACUCAGGCGAGGAUGUCCUGGUCUUCUACAACGAUCGUGCCUCCUUCCAGACCCUCGUCCAGAUGAUGCGUUCAGAGCGGGAUCGUAUGGAUGAAAAUAGCCCUCUAAUGUACCACAUCCACCUGGUUGAACUGCUAGCUGUCUGCACUGAGGGCAAGAACGUCUACACUGAGAUAAAGUGCAACUCACUGUUACCGCUGGAUGAUAUUGUGCGGGUCGUGACUCAUGAGGACUGUAUUCCUGAGGUGAAGGUUGCCUAUAUCAACUUCCUAAACCACUGUUAUGUGGACACAGAGGUGGAGAUGAAGGAGAUUUAUACUUCCAACCACAUGUGGAAGCUGUUUGAGAACUUCCUGGUGGACAUUUGUAGGGUGUGCAACAACACCAGCGACAGGAAGCAUGCAGAUACCAUGCUGGAGCGUUAUGUAACCGAGACAGUCAUGAGCAUUGUCACAUGUUUCUUCAGCUCUCCUUUCUCUGACCAGAGCACAAGUCUGCAGACUCGUCAGCCAGUAUUUGUCCAACUGCUUCAGGGAGUAUUUAGGGUUUACCAUUGUAACUGGCUUAACCCUGUUCAGAAGGCAUCAGUUGAGGCUUGCAUUAAAGUCCUCUCAGACGUGGCUAAGAGCAGAGCAAUUGCCAUCCCUGUGGACCUAGACAGUCAGGUGAACAACUUGUUCGUAAAGUCCAAUAAUGUUGUGCAGAAGAGCAUCCUCAGCUGGAGACUAUCUGCUAAGAACACCUCCAGACGAGACUCUGGCUUGACUACCUCAAAAGACUACAGAAACAUCAUUGAGCGGCUACAGGACAUAGUGUCUGCGCUGGAGGACCGUCUGAGGCCGCUGGUCCAAGCUGAGCUCUCUGUGCUGGUUGAUGUCCUGCAUCGUCCGGAGUUGCUUUUCCCUGAAAACACAGACGCUCGCAAGAAAUGUGAAAGUGGAGGAUUCAUAUCAAGACUGAUCAAACACACCAAGCAGUUGCUGGAGGAGAACGAGGAGCGCCUGUGCAUCAAAGUGCUGCAGACACUGAGGGAAAUGAUGACAAAAGACAGGGGCUAUGGGGAGAAGCUGAUUGCCUUUGAUGAUGAAAUGGAUGUGGCUGAGCUGGCUCCUCCACCAGAGCCUGAUGUCCCUGCUGAGGAGCUUGAUCCCAACCAGCCACUGAAGCAACUGGAGGAUCAAAGGAGGGGCGAGGCUCUGCGGCAGAUUUUGGUCAAUCGAUACUAUGGGAACAUCAAAUCUGGCCCGAGGAGAGAUAGCCUCACAGCCUUCAGCAACGGGCCUCUUACAUCUGGAUCGCAGGGAAAAUCACCUACAGUUGUCAGCUCGGGGGUUGGAGGUCGAGGGGAGCUGAGUUUGGCAGAGGUCCAGUGCCACCUGGACAAAGAAGGAGCUUCUGAUCUGGUCAUUGACCUCAUCAUGAAUGCCACUAGUGAUCGGAUCUUCCAGGAGAGCAUAUUGUUAGCCAUCGCACUGCUGGAGGGUGGAAACACGGUCAUCCAGCGGUCGUUCUAUCAUCGGUUAACGGGGGACAACAAGUCAGAGAAAUUCUUCAAGGUGUUUUAUGAGCGCAUGAAGUUGGCCCAGCAGGAGAUCAAAGCCACUGUGACAGUCAAUACUAGUGACCUGGGCAGCAAGAAGAAGGAUGAAGAACCACCUGACAAAGACACGCCAGCGCGCAAGAAAGUGAAAGAUGUGCCAGUGGUGGCGACAGUGACUGAGGAGGUGAAGGAGCAGCUGGUCGAGGCUUCUGCCGUCACCAAGAAGGCCUACACAACCUACCGUCGUGAGGCUGAAGCUGAAGAGCACCAGGCGGCUGCUGACGGUACUCCCGUCCCGACUGCAGAUAAGAGCCAGGAAGAAGGCGAGAUGAGCGUUAUUAUCACCAUCAUGCAGCCCAUCCUACGCCUCAUGCAGCUGCUCUGUGAGAACCACAACAGAGAUCUGCAGAACUUUCUGCGCAACCAGAAUAACAAGAACAACUAUAAUCUAGUGUGUGAGACUCUUCAGUUCCUGGACUGUAUCUGUGGCAGCACCACCGGAGGACUGGGAUUACUGGGACUCUACAUCAAUGAGAAGAACGUAGGACUCAUCAACCAGACUGUGGAGAGCCUCACUGAGUACUGCCAAGGUCCAUGUCAUGAGAAUCAGAACUGCAUUGCCACUCAUGAAUGUAAUGGUAUUGACAUCAUCAUCGCUCUCAUCCUCAAUGACAUCAACCCUCUUGGCAAGAAGAGGAUGGAUCUGGUGUUGGAGCUCAAAAAUAAUGCCUCCAAACUUCUUCUUGCAAUUAUGGAGAGUCGCCAUGACAGUGAGAAUGCUGAGAGGAUACUGUAUAAUAUGAGGCCUAAAGAGCUGGUGGAAGUGAUAAAAAAGGCCUACAUGCAGGGUGAGAUAGAGGUGGAGGAGCCACAGGAGGGUGAGGAUGGAGAGGAAGAACAUUCUGCAUCUCCACGCAACGUUGGUCAUAAUAUCUACAUCUUGGCACAUCAAUUAGCCCGUCACAACAAGGAACUGCAGGCUAUGUUGAAACCAGGGGGCACGUAUGGAGAGGGGGACGAGGCCCUGGAGUUCUAUGCCAAACACACGGCUCAGAUUGAGAUUGUACGGCUGGACCGCACUAUGGAGCAGAUAGUCUUUCCUGUGCCCAACAUCUGCGAGUUCCUCACCCAAGAGUCGAAGCUGCGUGUCUACUACACUACAGAGCGAGAUGAGCAAGGCAGCAAAAUCAAUGACUUCUUCCUGCGCUCUGAGGACCUCUUCAAUGAAAUGAAUUGGCAGAAGAAGCUGCGAGCUCAGCCCAUCCUGUACUGGUGCUCCAGGAAUAUGUCUUUCUGGAGCAGCAUCUCCUUCAACCUUGCUGUGCUCAUGAACCUGCUCGUGGCCUUCUUCUACCCUCUGGAAGGUGUCCGUGGAGGCACUCUGGAGCCUCAUCUGUCUGCCCUGCUGUGGAUAGCCAUGCUGGUGUCUCUGGCAAUUGUCAUAGUCUUGCCUCAGCCUCAUGGCAUCAGGGCCCUCAUUGCCUCCACCAUCCUGCGCCUGAUCUUCUCUGUAGGCUUGGAGCCCACGUUGCUCCUGCUGGGGGGUUUUAAUUUAUGUAAUAAGGUCAUCUUCCUGAUGAGCUUUGUCGGGAAUCGAGGAACCUUCACGCGUGGAUACAAAGCCAUGAUCAUGGAUGUGGAGUUCCUUUACCACCUGCUCUAUCUGAUUAUCUGCUCCCUGGGGGUCUUUGUCCAUGUCUUCUUUUACAGCCUGCUACUCUUUGAUCUGGUUUACCGAGAGGAAACUUUGCUGAACGUAAUAAAGAGCGUCACCCGCAAUGGUCGCUCCAUUGUUCUGACAGCCGUGUUGGCUCUUAUCCUCGUCUACCUCUUCUCCAUUGUGGGCUAUAUCUUCUUCAAAGACGACUUCAUCUUGGCUGUUGACAGGAUCCCCAACAAAACACUCGAACACGGAGCCAGCAUGGUCGGAGAGUUCUUUACUGGUGGAGCGUGUCAAAAAGAAAAUGGAGAAAACUGUUCAGCAGAGGCCAUGAUGGAUGCUUCCCUUGCUAUCCAGCCAUCAGCGGUGGUGAUUGAAGACAAAGAGCGAACGUGUGACUCCCUACUCAUGUGCAUUGUCACAGUACUGAGUCACGGCCUCAGGAGUGGAGGAGGUGUUGGGGACGUCCUGCGAAAGCCAUCCAAAGAGGAGCCCCUGUUUGCAGCCAGAGUUAUCUACGACCUGCUCUUCUUCUUCAUGGUCAUCAUUAUUGUCCUCAACCUUAUCUUUGGUGUCAUCAUUGAUACCUUUGCCGACCUGAGGAGUGAGAAGCAGAAGAAAGAGGAAAUCCUGAAGACAACAUGCUUUAUCUGCGGUUUGGAGAGAGACAAGUUUGACAAUAAGACGGUUACCUUUGAAGAGCACAUCAAAGUUGAGCACAACAUGUGGCACUACUUGUUCUUCAUUGUCCUGGUGAAGGUCAAGGACUCAACAGAGUACACAGGUCCAGAGAGCUAUGUGGCUGAAAUGAUCAGGGACCACAACUUGGACUGGUUUCCACGGAUGAGGGCCAUGUCCUUGGUCAGCAGCGAUGCAGACGGGGAGCAGAACGAGAUCAGAAACCUGCAGGAGAAGCUUGAGUCCACCAUGAAGCUGGUGUCCAACCUGUCGGGGCAGCUAACAGAGCUCAAAGAACAGAUGACAGAACAGAGGAAGCAGAAGCAACGGAUCGGCCUGUUGGGACACCCUCAGCACAUGAACGUCAACCCUCAGCAGCCAGCGUGAGGUCGACCGGCAGCUCAGCAUCAGCUUUGCGUCUGGACGGAGCGCAAAGUGCUCAAGCCGAGGUUGCACAUGAUGUAAACUGCACUGAGUGAAUCUUAAAACGGUAGGGAAACACUGUAACAUAGGUAGUCAUAAGGCGAUGUGUAGCUCUGCCCCACGCACGUGUUACUCCAGACUGUAACACUCACCCACCUCGUUCUGUUUCAGUCCAGUCGGAAUUGGUGCCAAAUGUUCUCUGUAUAGAAAUGAAUUGCAUUUCUCAACACAUGGCCUUCACUGGUUGAACUUGAAACAUGACAAAGCUGACUGGACAGGAGGAAUUAGUCCCUUUUUUGUUGUUCCUUGUUUUUUUUAUUUAAUUUUAAUGUUUUAUAUUCAUAUUACUGGCAUAAUGGGCAGUAUUAAAUGUCUUAUUUUUGUAUGUUGUGCAAUAUUUUAACUUAAAUAUGCAACCUCAUUGGUGUGUACAUUUAAGUUCCAUCAGUUAUGUCUUAUUUAACAGCGUGGGCCAAUGUUUUUGUUUGUACUUUGUUGUCACUGGAUAAAUUAGGGAGUUGUUGGCUAUCUGUAUUUACGUAGAUAAAAUAUUUAAUAAGCUGGCCUUCUUAAUUAUACUUUCUUUUAUUUCUUGAAAAUGUGCAUAUUUCUUGAGUGACAACUCAAUAGAGAUAGAAUAUUGUGCGAGAGCAAUAUAUACAGAUAGUUUACCUUCACCUCUGUAAAUCCAAUGGUGUCAUAUCUCAGUGCUAACUUAUUUUAUGAUAACUUUGCUUUCUUAUUUAACUGGGUUGUAAAGGACAUUUAGAAAAGUGUUUAAAUUGUCCUCAGCAUCACUCAUGCUAUUACAGUUUGCUCAGGAGUUGUGUAAUUUAUACCGUAAUAAUCACCGCCUAUAUAAUUUAUCUCUUUUUGCAGCAAACUUGUUCCAUUUCUGCCUGUUUUUCUCCUCAAUUAAAGUCACUGACUUUCAUGUUCAUGCUCACUCAAACAUAUUAGUUGGUUUUCACACUACUUUUAGACUUAUCUCUCUUUUUUUUUUGGACUACUAUGUGUACAUAAAGUUUGUUGCUUACCUUUGCUUUUGUAUAGAAAAAUGAGGGGGAAAAAUCCCGAAUGUUAAGAUUAGAUACAAAUCUAAGCACUGUCAAUUUGUAUAUUGAAUUAGAAUUAUUUAUUAAAAUUGAUGUAAUUAUCCUUUA
Molecule: messenger RNA, 9686 nt
Organism: Acanthochromis polyacanthus (spiny chromis)
Lineage: Eukaryota; Metazoa; Chordata; Actinopteri; Pomacentridae
Gene: itpr1b
Product: inositol 1,4,5-trisphosphate receptor, type 1b
Biological process (GO): calcium ion transmembrane transport
Cellular component (GO): membrane; endoplasmic reticulum
Molecular function (GO): inositol 1,4,5 trisphosphate binding; inositol 1,4,5-trisphosphate-gated calcium channel activity
Source: RefSeq, a predicted model, not a curated record